ACUAUGACUGAAAAUCAGCCGGCUGGUGAUGGAGAAACAGACCUCAGUAAUGAGUGUAAGGAACUCCUUUCUCUCCCCAAAGAAGGAGGCUGGAUAUCCCUUCACCAACAUCAAUACCAAGGCUUUUGGUGCCCAACAGAAAUAUUCCAAGGCAUAAUCGCUUUCCAAAAGCACUUCCAAGCUAGGGACUCCGAUAUAGUUGUGGCCUGCGUACCCAAAUCCGGCACCACAUGGUUGAAAGCCUUGAUUUUUGCUAUUGUGAAUCAACAACGUUUCAAAAUAAAGAUCCAUCCCUUGCUCACUUCCAACUCUCAUAAUCUUGUCCCCUUCUUAGAGGUGGAUCUCUAUAUAAACAACCUAGUUCCUGAUUUCUCAUCCAAGUUUCCUGAGCCAAGACUCUUUGCGACCCAUAUUCCUUUCCUUCUUUGGGUACAAUUAAAUUAAGUGUCCAAUUGUAAGAUCGUUUAUGUUUGCAGAAACCCAUUCGACUCAUUUGCCUUUGAUAUGUAUUGCCAAGGCGUGGAUGUGUAUGGUCCAUUUUGGGAUCACAUGUUGGGGUACUGGAAAGAGAGCUUGAAGAGACCUAACAAUGUGUUAUUCUUGAAGUACGAGGACAUGAAGAAAGAUGGUGUAUAUCACUUGAAAACAUUGGCCAAGUUUUUGGACUGCCCUUUCAUUGAGGAGGACGAGAGAAACGGUGUGAUUGAAGACAUAGCAAAGCUCUGUUCUUUUCAGACCAUGAAGAAGUUGGAGAUCAACAAAACUGGAACGUUUGUCUUGAACAUGGAGAGUAAGAACCUGUUCAGAAAAGCUGAGGUGGGAGAUUGGGUUAACUAUUUGACCCCUAUGAUGGAGCAGAGAAUGUCCAAAGUCAUAGAAGAAAAGUUGGGUAGUUCAGGCUUGACUUUCAAAGGGACUCCCGAGCUAGCAGAUCAUGUCCAGCAGAACUAGUUCGGGCUCCCAUUAAUGAAUUAAGCUCUCUGGUUAAUUUCACCAUAAAUGAUGGUAUGUGUCUGCUUUUGUGUC
Messenger RNA from Rosa chinensis, 1026 nucleotides. RefSeq names its product cytosolic sulfotransferase 15. NCBI's taxonomy places the organism in Eukaryota, Viridiplantae, Streptophyta, Magnoliopsida, Rosales, Rosaceae. Gene Ontology annotation, cellular component: cytoplasm. The record is from RefSeq and is a predicted model, not a curated record. Gene Ontology annotation, biological process: sulfation. The transcript is spliced from 2 exons. Gene Ontology annotation, molecular function: sulfotransferase activity.